AUGAGCAGCAUCAUCGAGCAGAUCGACGGCAUGUGGAACGACCACAACAACGCGCGCAAGGCCGUCUUUGAGUUUAGCACCAAGGCCGUCGAGGACGAGCCCGAGAACGCCGAGCUGCUCUGGCGCCUCGCCCGCGCCAACUACGAGUACGCGAUCGAGAAGGCGGUCUCCAAGGAGCUCAAGAAGAAGCUGACGUACGAGCGCCUCGACAUUGCCAACAAGGCCCUCAGCCUCGCGCCCGAGAGCGGCGACUGCCACAAGUGGGUCGGUAUCUCGACGUCCGAAGUCAACGAAUACGAAAGCGUCAUCACCAAGCUCAACAGCGCCAUGACGAUCCGCGAUCACUUUAUGAAGGCGAGCGAGCUCAGCACGACCGACCCGAUGGCGUCGCACUUGCUCGGCCGCUGGUGCUUCCGCGUCAGCGACAUGUCGUGGGUCGAGCGUGCGGCGGCGCGUGGCCUCGCGGGCCACCUCGCGCCGCACUCGUCGUUUGAGGACGCGCUCGCCAACUUUCUCAAGUCGGAGGAGAUGAGCCCGGGCCACCUCAAGAUGAACACGUGGUACAUUGUGCAGACGUACGCCAAGCUCAAGCACAAGAAGGAGGCCAAGGAGUGGGCGGCCAAGGUCGUCGCGAUGCCCAACCUCCUCGACGAAGACCACGACAUUGAUGCGCUCGCCAAGGCCUAUUUGUAA
Messenger RNA from Saprolegnia parasitica CBS 223.65, 693 nucleotides. RefSeq lists its product as hypothetical. NCBI's taxonomy places the organism in Eukaryota, Oomycota, Saprolegniomycetes, Saprolegniales, Saprolegniaceae. The record is from RefSeq and is a predicted model, not a curated record. Bases 1 to 693 code for a protein of 230 amino acids. Gene Ontology annotation, molecular function: microtubule binding. Gene Ontology annotation, cellular component: spindle microtubule; cytoplasm; mitotic spindle pole. The transcript is spliced from 3 exons.